AUUCCUAAAAAUUUUCACGCUAAAUAAUGAUUAUACUAUUAAUUUGUGCUGUUAAAUAAGUUGAUUUUAUCGAGUGUCCUAGCAUUUGUAGCUAAUAUCGGAAGCUGGUCAUAGAAAGUGCCGAAAUUCAGAUGGAAACAAUUUUGUGAUUCGUAUUACCCACAUGUAAAGUUGUAUGCUUUUAGUGUCAUCGCAAUGUUUGAGGCAUGGUGAAAUUAGAUCGUUUCAGUGAAUAAAUAGAUAAAAGUGGAACGCUUUGGGGUACUGUGAAGAAUAUUUUUGAUGUGUUGAGGAUCUUUCAUAAAAAAGAACAAUCGUUUAGUCUUGUGCUCUGAUCGAGAUUGCUCUUAUUCACCAUGCCACAGAACGAGUACAUUGAACGUCAUAUUAAGCUGCAUGGUCGCCGUCUAGACUAUGAAGAACGCAAACGAAAGCGCGAGGCCCGCGAGCCGAAAAAGCGCGCAGCAAUGGCCCGUAAAUUGCGUGGCAUCAAAGCAAAGUUGUUCCAAAAACAACGACGAAAUGAAAAGAUUCAAAUGAAGAAAAAAAUACAAGCGCAUGAGGAAAAAAAGGUUAAGAAAACAACCGAAAAAGUUGAAGAUGGAGCGAUUCCAACCUAUCUGCUUGAUCGUGGCGUACAAUCUAGUGCCAAAGUAUUGUCUAAUAUGAUCAAGCAAAAACGAAAGGAAAAGGCCGGAAAAUGGGACGUUCCAAUUCCGAAAGUUCGAGCACAAUCGGAUGCUGAAGUAUUUAAAGUGAUCCGUAGCGGAAAAACAAAACGAAAAGCUUGGAAGCGAAUGGUCACGAAAGUGACAUACGUAGGAGAGAAUUUCACACGUAAACCUCCCAAGUUUGAGCGAUUCAUUCGACCAAUGGCACUUCGGUUCAACAAAGCGCACGUGACACAUCCGGAGCUCAAGGCCACAUUCCACCUGCCUAUUAUCGGUGUCAAAAAGAAUCCAUCCUCACCCAUGUACACCAGCCUUGGUGUUAUUACCAAGGGUACUGUGAUCGAGGUGAACAUUUCCGAGCUAGGUUUAGUGACGCAAUCUGGCAAGGUAGUCUGGGGCAAGUAUGCGCAGGUCACAAACAAUCCCGAAAACGACGGAUGCAUCAAUGCAGUGCUUUUGGUUUAAUUAAAUCGUGUACCUUCAAAUCUGUUCUCAUUAUUAGGUUUACUUUAAAUAUUUUAUGUGAUGAUGUAUUUGGAAUAAAACCAUAUACAUGUUCAGGAUAA
Malaya genurostris is the source of this 1237-nucleotide messenger RNA. RefSeq names its product ribosome biogenesis protein NSA2 homolog (gene Ip259). Gene Ontology annotation, biological process: maturation of LSU-rRNA; maturation of 5.8S rRNA. NCBI's taxonomy places the organism in Eukaryota, Metazoa, Arthropoda, Insecta, Diptera, Culicidae. Bases 357 to 1136 code for a protein of 259 amino acids. The record is from RefSeq and is a predicted model, not a curated record. Gene Ontology annotation, cellular component: preribosome, large subunit precursor; nucleolus. The transcript is spliced from 2 exons.